Ramularia collo-cygni is the source of this 1152-nucleotide messenger RNA. RefSeq lists its product as uncharacterized. Gene Ontology annotation, molecular function: protein binding. The record is from RefSeq and is a predicted model, not a curated record. Bases 1 to 1152 code for a protein of 383 amino acids. The transcript is spliced from 4 exons. NCBI's taxonomy places the organism in Eukaryota, Fungi, Ascomycota, Dothideomycetes, Mycosphaerellales, Mycosphaerellaceae.
AUGCCUAGCCUCAAGGACCUGUUGAAGAAGAAAKAGAAGCUUGAGACGCAGGAAUCGCAACCGCAGACUGCACUCACUGUCCCAGAAUUCACUUUUAUACGAUCAACGACGUCCGAUUUUGAGACGAUCCUCACCAUCGGCAACGAGCAAAAGAGCAGCAAGUCAAAGCAGUCGGGCGAACACAAACGGACGCUGGGAUUCCGCAGCUCGUCACACUCGGGUAACAGCAAGGACUCAUCAGCGACAUUGACGGCACCGAUAGCCCAGACGGAAGCAGAAAGCAGCACACAAAAGCUUCCUGUACGGCCAAAGAGCGAGCGGCGGCUCUCCGAUGUGCUUCACCUGACACAUCGGAGCAGAUCGCGGUCAACCGCUGCAGAGGCAAGCUCGAAUCUCCCCACAGACCUGCCUGAUGCGCCAGAUUCCGCCGGGCCAGAUAAUGAUGAAGCGAAAGAACAACGAGAAGCGCUAUGGGAGAAGCGAGCUACUAUGCUUGCCAUGAACAGUCCACUGCGCGACGGCCGCAUCGUCUCCGAAGCGAGCCAAGGACAAGGACAAACAGUUAGCAAGAGUAGACCUCCUAGUGUAUCCAUUUCAGAUGCCAACGGCGAUGUCAACAUCCAAGAGGCAAUCCGGCUCCAUGAAGCAGGUGAUCUUGCGAGAUCAACAGACAUGUUUGAGCAACUCGCCAAUCCUGAAGGCGCCAAUAAUGCUCUUGCACAGGUGCUCUACGGUCUCGCUCUAAGACAUGGUUGGGGUACAACCAUAGAGCCCCAAAGAGCGAUUCACUUUCUCUCGCUUGCCGCCUCCAACUCGGCUUCCGUUGAGGAGCAGGCUCUGGCAUCAGGCGUCAAGAAGGGAGGCGCAGCCAAAGGAGAGCUAACAUUGGCGAUAUUUGAGCUCGCCAAUUGUUUCCGCUACGGUUGGGGCGUGAAGAAGGACGCGGUAGCAGCCCGACAGUACUACGAGACGGCUGCCAACUUGGGAGAUACUGACGCGAUGGAUCAGGCGGCUGAGUGCUAUCUUGAAGGAUUUGGAGGCGCAAAAGACAAGUUCAAAGCGGCACAGUAUCUUCGACUUGCGGAGCAGAAAGGCGCCAAACGGGUGGGCGAAAGCUGGAUAUGGAAAGACAAGUACGAUCCUCCGAAGUAG